CUGCUGUGGCGUGUUGAUAUAAAUUUGAUGGGAUUGGAUUUCUUGUCACUGGCAACUGGUUAAAGUAGAUCACACUGAAAAUGAAGUGGACACUAAUCCUCCUCGUUGGUAUCUCCUUGGCUAACACUAUUUUGAGUUGGACGUAUCAUUACUCAAACAACACCAUGAACUGGACCCAGGCCCGACAGUAUUGCCAGACCAAUUUCACAGACAUGGUGGUCAUCCAAAGCCAGAAAGAGAAUGACUAUAUUGUCUCCCUGCUGCCAAACAAAACUAAAUCCCCAUAUUAUUGGAUUGGAAUCACCAAAAAACACAUAAAAGAAAUUUGGACCUGGCUUGGGAAUAACAGCACAUGGAUUGGUAACGCAUCAUGGGCAGAAAAUGAGCCCAACAACAACCACAGCACAGAGUUCUGUGUGGAGAUCUACACCAGCACAGGAAAAAACCGAGGGAAGUGGAAUGACGAGAAAUGCUCAAAUUCCAAACACCCAGUUUGUUUCAAAGCCCAGUGUAACGCAAAGUCAUGUGUCAGAGGAUCAUGUCAGGAGACCAUAGAAAACACAACCUGCCACUGUGAAAUCGGCUUUAAGGGAGACAGGUGCCAAACAGCCGUGGAAUGCCCCCAGCUGCCCCAGACUGAUAACGGAGAUUUUAGCUGUCCUGGAGGAAACCAGACAUUUAACUCAACCUGUCAGUUGAAAUGUCACUUUGGGUUCCUGCCUACUGUCCCGCUCGCCAUCACCUGCGGGGCCAAUGGUCUCUGGACUGGCCCAAGACCAAUUUGUAAAAGUUAUAAACAGGCCCUUUUGGCUAUGGCUGGAUGUGCAGCGUUGCUUGUCCUCUGCUGCGUCUGUUUCUGCUGGAUGAAACGCAGAAAAAGAAAGAAGCUUGCAAGGAACCCCGGAGAAACAACAAGUCCUUCCAGUGAAGUGCAUGGAUAAAGGACAAGUGCAACCUUAUUUGUCUUUUAAAAUAAAGACACAGUCACAGUUACUCAUAUUCAUUUUUAUAAAUAACACAUGCUAUAUGCCAAAACACAUUGGAUAAGUUGGUUAAUUUUCUCUAAAACACUGUAUGUUAGAUUAGAAUUCACUAGAUUUUCGUGUGAUAGUGCAGCAGAUUAUAUAUACCUAAAGUGCUUUUAUUGUACGAACAUCAAAAGUUGCAUUUGUUAAAUUUAAAUCGAAUUCAAUAAAGUGCAUUUGAGUGUG
This is a messenger RNA of Solea solea (common sole), 1211 nucleotides long. RefSeq names its product P-selectin-like. The record is from RefSeq and is a predicted model, not a curated record. The transcript has 7 exons. Bases 81 to 941 code for a protein of 286 amino acids. Lineage: Eukaryota; Metazoa; Chordata; Actinopteri; Pleuronectiformes; Soleidae.